GUCCAAGCACUCUUGAGCUAGAUGUCCAGGCCUUCUGCUAUUGCUGCGGUUGAAUGUUUGCAUUCGCUAUCUCUUCCAGAUGCUCUAAUCCCACGACCCGACCUACCUGAUCGACUCGCGACGUCAUAAAGUUGACCGAUAGACUUUUGCACUCGCAGAGAUACCCCUGUCUUUCACAUUUCCCAUUUCGACAACAACAAGACCAUGGCGGGGGUCGCGAGACCAGAGGAGGACGGCCGUUGGGGAGAGAACGCGGCAGGAGAAAUCUCAGUGAACGCUGCGCUGGAGGAGUACCAUGAUCUCGAGAAGGAGUUGAGUACGAUUCAACACCGCCAUUCUACUGCAUAUCAACGAAAGCCUUCAGAAAAUCAUGCGGAGGCCGGAGGGGAGAGCGACUCGACGAUUGCACCUAGUCUAUCAGGCGAGGACACGUUCGACUUGCCCGAAUUUUUGAGAAGGGGCAUCAUGGACAUGCGCACGCCUAGCGGCGGACCAGCAAAGAGGCUGGGUGUUUCCUUCAAGAACCUGACGGUAAAGGGCAUCGAGUCUUCGACAAAGCAGGUCACGACGUUUCCCCGGGAUCUUGUCAACACAUUUGGCCCGGACCUUUACCACUUCGUUACCGGCAUCUUCCCCAAGCUGAAGAUUCACAAAGAGCCAACUGUUGACCUAAUAAGAAAUAUGACGGGAACGGUGCGACAUGGCGAGAUUAUGCUGGUUCUCGGGCGACCAGGUUCCGGGUGUUCGACUUUCCUCAAAGCUAUUGCUAACCAUCGGGAUGAGUACGCCAAGGUCGACGGAGAGGUCUAUUAUGGCGUCAUUCCGGCAGAAGACCAACUGGAGCGGUAUCGAGGCGAAGUCGUGUACUGUGAAGAGGACGAUCGGCAUUUCCCGUCUCUCACUGUCUGGCAGACUCUGUGGUUCGCCUUGAAGACUAAGACGAGGAAAAGAGAACAGUGGACGAUUCCACUGAUUCUAGACUCACUGCUUCAAAUGUUCGGCAUUGAUCAUACUAAGAAUACGCUGGUCGGUGACGAACACAUCCGAGGUGUUUCUGGAGGAGAGCGAAAGCGCGUGAGUCUGGCUGAGACGCUAGCCACACGAGCAUCUGUCGUUUGCUGGGACAACUCAACCCGAGGACUGGAUGCUAGCACAGCUCUGAGUUUCGCCAAGUCACUUCGUGUCUACACCGAUGUUAGUGGGCGGACGACCCUCGUGACACUCUACCAAGCUGGAGAGUCUAUCUAUGAGUUGAUGGACAAGGUUCUGGUAAUAGACGAUGGACGCAUGCUGUUCCAGGGACCAAGCGAUGAGGCCAAAAAGUACUUCGAGGACUUGGGAUACCUCUGCCCUCCUAGACAAACAACUGCCGACUUCCUGACUUCUAUCGCCGACAAGAACGCCCGUCACUUCCAGCCCGCCCGAGAGGAUACAGCCCCAAAAACACCCGAGGAGCUAGAACGGGCUUUUCUGGAGAGUCAGCACUACCAGCGCAUUCUUCAAGACGUCGAAGACUACGAACGAGGCAGCAGAUCCGCAAACAACGACAAGCACCGCAUGUUCGCAGCCACCGUCAAGGAGUCUAAGAGCAAGACCGUCAUCGGAGAUUCCAUCUACACCGUUUCGCUUUUCAAGCAGGUAGCUGCUUGUACCAAGCGCCAGGCAUGGCUUCUGUGGGGUGACAGGAGUUCCUUUUACACCAAGCUCGCCAUCAUCAUCGCCAACAGUCUCAUCGUCUCGUCACUUUUCUACGGCUCCGGACAGGGCACCUCUUCUGUCUUCGCCAGGGGCGGUGUUGCCUUCUUCUCCAUCGCCUUCAUCGGAUGGCUCCAAUUUGCGGAACUCGUUCCUGCAAUUGAUGGUAGAACGACGAUUGAGAGGCAGCGUGUGUUUGCCUUUUACAGGCCGUCUGCCGUGGUGAUCGCGAGGAUGCUCCUAGACAUCCCGCUGAUACUCAUCAUGACGCUCUUGUUUUCCAUACCGGUCUACUUCUUGGCGCAGUUUGACGUGGAUGCCUCCAAGUUCUGGAUCUAUACACUCAUCGUGUACACGGCUACAUUUUGCCUUACGACCAUGUACCGGAUGUUCGCGUCCUUAUCGUCUACCGUCGAUGAUUCUAUCCGAUUUGUUGGCGUUGUCCUCAACAUUAUGUUUAUCAUGACGGGAUAUGUGAUUCCAAAGCCAAAUCUCCUGAGCGACGCCAUCUGGUUCGGCUGGAUCUACUACAUCAACCCCGUUGCUUACGGAUUCGAAGCUAUCCAAGCCAAUGAGUUCUUUGGACGAGAGAUGCAAUGUAGCGAGUCGCAGCUUGUGCCCCGUGGUCCAGGCUCUGACCCUAAUUACCAAGGCUGCAGUCUUCCCGGUUCAAUCAUGGGCAGCACGGUCGUUAGCGGGCCCGACUACUUGCAGGCCUCAUUCCAAUACUCGAGAGCGAACCUGUGGCGCAACUUUGGCAUUAUGAUUGCUUUCACCGUCUUCUUCCUCGCCAUGACUGUCCUGGCCGUUGACACGAUCCGCUUCAAGGGACCUGGAGCGCAAUCUCUGAUUUUCGCGAAACCACGAGACGAGAAGACGGUGGGUCAGGAGAAGAGCGGGCCUAUUAUCGAAGAGACUGGAGAGACGUUCGAGCCCAUCGGCGACGGCCAAAGUGCUUUCACGUUCAAGGACAUCAAAUACACGGUCACCUAUGGUAACGGCGAACGACAACUGCUGAAUGGUGUCUGCGGAUAUGCCAAGCCUGGGAAGAUGAUUGCUCUCAUGGGCAGCUCAGGUGCCGGCAAGACAACUCUUCUGAACACCAUUGCACAGAGACAGAAGACCGGUAUCGUCACGGGCGACAUGUUCGUCAACGGAGCAAGUUUGGGUCCCGAGUUUCAGAGAGGCACUGGGUUCUGCGAACAGAGAGACAUUCAUGAAGGCACUGCCACAAUUCGGGAGGCACUGGAGUUCUCUGCGCUACUUCGACAAGAACGUACAAUCCCCCGCGAGGAGAAGAUUGCGUACGUGGAUCGGAUCAUUCACCUACUCGAGCUGGGUGACUUGCAGCAUGCCAUCAUUUCUUCCUUGACAGUGGAGCAGAGAAAAAGAGUCACAAUUGGAGUUGAAUUGGCUGCCAAGCCCAGUCUCUUGCUUUUCCUUGAUGAGCCCACAAGUGGCCUCGACAGCCAAUCUGCAUUCUCUAUCGUCCGAUUCCUCCGAAAGCUAUGCGACGCAGGCCAAGCCAUCAUUUGCACAAUCCACCAACCCUCAUCUGACCUCAUCGAGCAAUUCGACAUGAUUUUGGCCCUCAACCGGGGCGGAAACACAUUCUACUUUGGCCCCGUCGGCACUAACGGCUCAACUGUUAUCGAUUAUUUCACACAGAGAGGCUUCUCCUGCCCCCCGAGCCGCAACGUCGCUGAGUUCAUCCUUGAGACCGCGUCCCAGCCGUCAGUCAAGGACGGCAAGCGCAUCGACUGGAACGAGGAGUGGCGCAACUCGGAUGAGCACAGAGCCAUUGUUGCUGAAAUCGAUCAGAUCUCUGCUGAGAGACGGGCUCCGCCGGAGAGGUCGACGGCGCAGACGGAGUUUGCGGCCUCGACUUCAUACCAGUGCCUCCUGCUCACGAAGAGAAUGUUUGUCCAGCAUUGGAGAGAGCCGCAGUACAUGUAUAGCAGAGUGUUUGUGCAUACCCUCAUGGGCAUUUUCAACGGAUUUACAUUUUGGAUGCUCGGAAACGACAUCGCAGGCAUGCAGAACCGCAUGUUCAGCGCCAUCAUUCUCAUCUUUUUUGUACCUCCUACCGUCGUCAACAGUGUCGUAAUCAAGUUCUUCCAGAACCGGGAUCUAUGGGAAGACCGCGAACUGCCUAGUCGCACCUAUGGCUGGGUUGCAUUCUGUACAGCCAACGUCGUGUGCGAGAUCCCUAUGGCUAUCGUCUCUGCCACCAUCUACUGGCUGUUGUGGUACUUCCCCGUCGGCUUCCCAGCUGUUUCGUCUGUCUCUGGAUACACCUACCUCAUGGUUCUAGUUUGGUCUCUUUUCCAGUCCAGCUGGGGCCAGUGGAUCUCCGCCUUCGGGCCAUCGUACUCGACGGUGUCAAACAUUCUGCCCUUCUUCUUCGUCAUGAUCGCCAUCUUCAACGGCAUCCUGGUGCCUUACACCUCCAUGCCCUCGUUCUGGAAGUACUGGAUGUACUACAUCAACCCAACGACCUGGUUUAGCCGCGGCGUACUCUCAGCGGUCCUUCCGCCCGCAGUCGUGCAGUGCAGCUCCACGGAAUUCGCCAGGUUCAAUCCGCCUCCGGGCUCAACAUGUGGCCAAUAUGCCGACCGCUUCGUGAACGAGGUUGCCAUGACGGGAUACCUCGAGAACCCUAAUGUGACAUCCAACUGUGGCUACUGCCCGUACAACAACGGCGGUGAGUACAUGCAGACGCUCAACGUCCAUAUCAGCGACAAGUGGCCUGCGUUUGGCAUCUUGGUUGCUUUUUCUGUUGCCAACUGGGCCCUGGUAUACUUCUUUGUCUACACUGUCAGGAUUCGGGGUUGGUCUUUUGGGAUUGCGACGGUUACGGGGCAGUUUUCAAAACUCUUGAACAGGAUCUCUGGGCGCGGCAAGCAGAACACCACCGAGAAUACUGAAGCGUGAUUUUGAUGGGUGGAUACAGAGUAGACUCGAUUGAAAGUCGCAUCGGAAGAUAAAGCUUUUGAACAUGCGUGCAGUCCAACAGCAUACAGCCGACACUUGUUGCCCAAAUCUAUGCCAUGUCCUUCGACUCGCAAUGAUUUGACGUAGAGGCCAGAAGGCAUUGACUGAACGAGGCAAAAUGUCAGGUAACUCGACAUAACUUGCAUGAGGGCCUGAAUAAGCCACUUGUGUAACGGUAAGAUCCAAUUCGCAGCUUGGGUUUUCCAUCUUCAUCGCAAGAUAUGCCCCAAUCGAGAGUCGCUUGGCUGGCAUCCAGCACAUCCGAAACACCACAUAGGCUUACCGC
Colletotrichum godetiae is the source of this 4975-nucleotide messenger RNA. RefSeq names its product ABC-2 type transporter. The transcript is spliced from 8 exons. The record is from RefSeq and is a predicted model, not a curated record. NCBI's taxonomy places the organism in Eukaryota, Fungi, Ascomycota, Sordariomycetes, Glomerellales, Glomerellaceae. Gene Ontology annotation, molecular function: ATP binding; ABC-type transporter activity; ATP hydrolysis activity. Bases 205 to 4629 code for a protein of 1474 amino acids. Gene Ontology annotation, biological process: transmembrane transport. Gene Ontology annotation, cellular component: membrane.